GAAAGUAACAUUGCUGCAUGUUGAUCAAGAGUCUAGCUUAAUAAACAACAAUACAAGACGAAGAUAUUAUUUCAUCCUUCAUCACAAUUUAAUCUGUUUACAUCACAAUAAACAGGUUUGCCGCCAUGUGGAUCCAGGUGCGCACUAUGGAUGGCAAGGAGACCCAUCGGGUCGACUCCCUGUCCAAGCUCACCAAGGUGGAUGAGCUGCGUGGAAAAAUUCUGGAACUAUUUAACGUGGAACCAGACAGGCAAAGACUCUUUUACAGAGGCAAACAGAUGGAAGACGGUCACACCCUUUUCGACUAUAACGUGGGUUUGAACGACAUCGUACAGCUGCUGGUGCGACAAAGCGCCCCUUCUGCCCCGCUAUUGAAGGAGCCUAUCAAAGAGGCUGAGCUGUCCGACUCUGACUCUGGUUGCGGUUCGGCCCAGAGCGAGUCUGAUAAGUGCUCGACCCACGGCGAGAGUGAAGCUCAGAGCGCCGGAACCUCGGGCCAAACUGACACACUGGACCUCAUCGACCCCGGCUUUGGGUUUUAUAAGAUAAAUGAGUUUGUGGAUGCUCGAGACUUGAACAUGGGAGCUUGGUUUGAGGCGCAGAUCGUCAACGUGACAAAGUCCUCAGGAGAAGAUGGUGGAACUGAUGCAGAAGAGAUCAUUUACCACGUCAAAUAUGAAGAUUACCCAGAGAAUGGCGUGGUGCAGCUGCGUGGUAAUGAUGUACGCCCCCGAGCGCGCACGGUUUACCAGUGGCACCAGCUGGAGCAGGGCAUGAUUGUGAUGGUGAACUUUAACCCUGAUGAGCCCAAGGAGCGUGGCUACUGGUACGAUGCUGAGAUCCAGAGGAAGAGGGAAACGCGAACCCAGCGUGAAGUUUUCGGCAAGAUCCUGCUCGGGGAUGCUGGCGAUUCUCUUAACGACUGUCGUAUAAUGUUCGUGACCGAAAUCUACAAGAUCGAAGAGCCAGGAAGUUCAGAGGGACCAGGGGCUUCUUCCGACAGUCCUCUCAAGAGGUCAAAUGGACCGGAGUGUAAAGUUUGCAAAGAUGAUCCAAAGAAGAACUGUCGCAUGUGUAACUGUCACGUGUGCGGCGUGAAGCAGGAUCCAGAUAAACAGCUUCUGUGUGAUGAAUGUGACAUGGCGUUCCACACCUACUGCCUAAACCCGCCGCUAACCACCAUCCCAGAAGAUGAGGACUGGUACUGUCCAGAAUGUCGUAAUGACGCCACUGAGGUGGUUCUGGCUGGAGAGAAGCUAAAGGAAAGCAAGAAGAAAGCAAAGAUGGCUUCGGCGAGCUCGUCUAGUCAGAGGGACUGGGGAAAGGGUAUGGCGUGUGUCGGCCGCACUAAACAGUGCACCAUCGUCCCUUCCAACCAUUACGGUCCCAUUCCUGGAGUGCCAGUGGGAACUCAGUGGAAGUUUAGAGUGCAGGUGAGUGAAUCGGGAGUUCACAGACCUCAUGUUGCUGGAAUUCACGGCAGGAGUAACGAUGGUGCUUAUUCUCUCGUCCUCGCUGGUGGCUAUGAAGACGACGUGGAUGACGGUAAUGAGUUCACAUACACGGGCUCAGGGGGUCGUGAUCUUUCCGGAAACAAGAGAACAGCCGAACAGUCCUGCGAUCAGAAGCUCACCAACAUGAACAGGGCACUAGCUUUGAACUGCAAUGCCGCAGUGAACGAGAAGGAAGGGGCGGAGGCCAAGGACUGGAAGGCGGGGAAACCCGUGCGAGUGGUGCGAAGCUCCAAAGGUCGCAAACACAGCAAGUACAGUCCCGAAGACGGCAACCGAUAUGACGGAAUCUACAAGGUGGUGAAGUACUGGCCGGAGAAAGGCAAGUCUGGCUUCCUCGUUUGGAGAUACAUGCUGAAACGAAACGAUGACGAACCAGCGCCAUGGACACGUGACGGAAAAGAGCGCAUUAAAAAACUGGGGCUUACCAUGCAGUAUCCUGAGGGUUAUCUGGAGGCUGUUGCUGCAAAAGAAAAGGAAAAGGAGAACAAAAUUGAAGAUGACAUCGAAGAAACGCCUACUAAGGGCAAGAGAAAGAGGAAAUCUCAGAGCGUGGAUGAGAAGAGUUCUCCAGCUAAAGGCACACCUAAGAAGACGAAGGUGGAGGCGUAUAAACUGAGUAAAGAGCAGAAGGCUUUAAUCAAAGAUGAUGAGCUGAAUAAGAAACUGUGGGAUGAAGCCAUGGAGUCUCUUAGACUUGGACCGCGGUUCCUGAAUAAAGUGGAGGAGGUUUUCCUGUGCAUCUGCUGCCAGGAAGUCGUCUAUCAGCCAAUUACGACAGAGUGCCAACACAACGUCUGCAGGGAAUGCCUUCAGCGAUCUUUCAAAGCUGAGGUCUACACCUGUCCAGCUUGCCGACACGACUUGGGCAAAAACUACCAAAUGAUAGUGAACAAACCCCUUCAAGCCAUCCUCACCCAACUCUUCCCCGGAUACAGCAGCGGCCGGUUAUGAUACUCCUGCUGUCCGUGAACUACGACGGCAACAAGACGCAAUUCCACAAACGAAAACUGAUUUUGUUUUUUAAUAUAUUUAAAGAAUGUUAAGACGUAUCGGGUUGUAGGAUUGUUUUAAAAACCUCCACCUUGAUGGAGAACUGCUACUUAAUUUGGCCCUGUUUUGUGAUCUGCCUCUUAUCUAGCCAGUUGAUUUCUGUCCGUGGUCAUUUUUUUGUUGAAAUGCAAGCUUUGUAUUUACGAGUAAAGGUGAUUUAUAACGUUUUAGACGUAUUUUAGUUAUAGGUGCUUUCCUUAAGGUGCUUCCGUAAGAACCGCCUUGUACCUUACACCAGCACAAUGAAAUGUAGCUAUGCACAAAUUCCCUUGAAUUAUUUUUCCACCAGCAAAAAUGUUCUCGUCAUGUUACGUAACAAACGUUCGUACGAUUGCACUGGCUCCUGUUAAAACUGAUCCCGGUGCGAGGGUUUUCUACCGUAAAAUAACAUUCAGUGAUGUUUGGCUUUAAAAAAACAUUUAUCGUACCACUUUUAUUUUUUAUUAUUAUAGCAAACUAAAUAUUAAUCAAAAUGAACUGUAGUUAUGCACAAUUCCGAUGUUUGCAAUGACGAAUAGAUUUCGCCAGUAAUGCGUCGCCAUUACGUAGCUUUUCUGUCGUAAAAUAACAUUUCAUCGGCGUUUGGCUUUAAAAAUGUUUAUAUUGUACCACCGUCAUUUGAUAACCAACUAAAUGUAAUCUAAAUGAACUAGUGACGCACCAUUAUGGUGUUUUGCUUUUUCUUUCUACGAAUUUUUUGCUAGCCUUAAUUCAUCAUUAUGAUGUUAACAUAUGUUUGUACGAAUGCGUUGGCUCUUAAAUCCUGUUAAAUUGAUGCCGUUAUGUAAAGAUCCAUGAGUUUAGGGUGGCGUAGCUUUUCUAGCACACAGUAACGUUUAUUUACAUUCGGCUUUAUAAAACUUUUUUUAUUGUACUGCCGUUAUUGGCAACUAACUAAAUUUAUUCUAAAAUGGACUCAUUUUAAUCUUUAAUUUUACGUGAAAAUUUUGAAUUUUUUUUUUUUUCCCCCUUGUCCAUUUGAUUAGCAACUACAUUUUAAUAUGCUCAAAUUAAUACAUAUGAUCCCUCUUUCUAGUAUAUUUGCUUUGCUGUUUAACUACUGUAUGUGGUUUAGAAAUGGAGUGUAAUUUUUUUCACUAACCUCUGCCGUUAUGCAAACAGUGGUCACGUGUAUACAACCCACUGAGUACUUAUCCAGGGUUUGUUUUCAGGUUCUAUUUUGCAUUAUUAUACAUGGAUGAGUUGAUCCUGGAUAAGGUUUUGUACGCACCUGGUCUGCCUUAACUUUUUAAAUGUUUUCGAGGUAAAUCCUUGAACCGUUUUUCGCACAAACCCCAACAGUUUCUCAUUCAGGAAAUAUUUAAUGUAUCGUCUUUUCGCCCAAUGACGUUCUUUGCUUUUGUUAUAGUAUUCGCAAAAUAAAUGCCAAUGGCUGCAGGUAAUUCCUUUUUUUUUUUUUUUUUUUUUUUUUUUGUAUAAUUUGUUUUCUUUAGUUAUACCUCAACUAUUUCUAAUAUUUACAUAGACUGGAGCUGUAUAUUCUGAAAUUGAAAUUGUAUAUUUUUAGCACUUGUAUUUAGCCAUUGUAUGUAGUGGUUGGUGCAUAGCUAUUUCCUUGCACUGGUAUGAGUGCUAUAUUUUUCAAUAAACUGUAUUGAACUUUUAUAUAAAAUAAAUCACAACACGUGUGGUGUU
This is a messenger RNA of Myxocyprinus asiaticus (Chinese sucker), 4220 nucleotides long. RefSeq names its product E3 ubiquitin-protein ligase UHRF1. Lineage: Eukaryota; Metazoa; Chordata; Actinopteri; Cypriniformes; Catostomidae. The record is from RefSeq and is a predicted model, not a curated record. Bases 126 to 2465 code for a protein of 779 amino acids. Gene Ontology annotation, molecular function: protein binding; ubiquitin protein ligase activity. The transcript is spliced from 17 exons. Gene Ontology annotation, biological process: negative regulation of gene expression via chromosomal CpG island methylation.